UACGGAAAAAUCCAGUAACGACUACGAGGUCGGGCACCGAGCCGAGUUGGAAGGAAAAGGCGCUUCAUCUGCGGGUGGCAGCACGGAGGAAGCUACGGAAGCUACGAAAACCCUAAUCGAAAUGCAAAAGGAGGCAUUACAAUGGCGAGACCAGAAAAGGAGGACGACAAUGGCUGGUCGUACCAACGAACCCCCCUCAAAAAAACAGGAAAAAAUUGCUCUAACAGGCUCAGCAGAAACACUAAGGUUAACGGCCAAUAUCGGGGCUUAUUGGGCAUUUAUGAAGCGCCUUGCCCCGAAGAUCCGUCAGUGGCAUAGGGAUGCAUACUGCGGUUCUAUAUUUCAGCACUACAUUUUGUUUGGGGCUCCUGCGGCUGAUCGGCCCACCCUUGAGCUGCUGCUGAGCUUUUUCGAUAGAGAUAAUAACACCUUUUGUAUACCUGAUUCAAAAAGUGGGGGUAUGAAAAAUGUUAGUUUUGAUUUGCAAUGGGUCCACAACCAUACUUAUUUCCCAAUUUAUGGGGAGGACAUAAGGAACAAUAGGGACUCAAGAAGCAGAAUAUGGCUGGAAUACUUCGCUAAGCUUUUCAUUUCUGAAGAGGGUAAGAAGUUAAAAAAAUCAGAAACCAGCCAACGUAAACAUCUUGAAGGGCUACUUGAACGGCUUGUUGAAUCUACCAAAAAGCGGGAUAUCGAGGAUUUUGCUCUGCUACAAAUUUUGUACCAAUGCUCUAUGAUAUGGAGUCCCAUAGCAGGGGAAGGUAUCCCUAGACCCUUACUCAGAUACCUGGAUAGCAUUCAGAGGGUCAAUUCUGUUGCAUGGGCCCCGUUCUUUUAUAAUGAAAUUAUCAGGGGCAUUGGAGUUGCUUUGGAGGGAAAGAAGAAGCAAAAGGUCGCAUAUGUCCCAGGUUGCAUGACACUAUUGUGUCUUUGGUACUACGAGAUGACAGGCAUAAAGAAAUAUGCCCUCUUAUACACCUCUAGACCUCCAAUGACAAAUUGGGCAUCAGGGGAGGAGAGAAUCGCAUCUAUGAGGAUGCCGAUAAUUAUUUCAAAGGCUAAGUCAGCGUCAAUAACAUUUGUCCAUAGGCCUAUUGCGGAGUGGAAGCUGAUGUUUGUUCCCGAUUAA
This is a messenger RNA of Asparagus officinalis (garden asparagus), 1129 nucleotides long. RefSeq lists its product as uncharacterized. The transcript is spliced from 4 exons. Bases 122 to 1129 code for a protein of 335 amino acids. NCBI's taxonomy places the organism in Eukaryota, Viridiplantae, Streptophyta, Magnoliopsida, Asparagales, Asparagaceae. The record is from RefSeq and is a predicted model, not a curated record.